Paramuricea clavata is the source of this 1569-nucleotide messenger RNA. Lineage: Eukaryota; Metazoa; Cnidaria; Anthozoa; Malacalcyonacea; Plexauridae. The record is from the annotation of a GenBank genome assembly.
AUGUUGGAAGAAAUUAUCGCUGGUUUUCUGUCGUUGUUCUCGACGUUCACCAUGGACACACCACAUCUGUCCCGAGACAAAGAAUGCACAAUUGGAUCUGGUGUGGAAAAAUUGGAUAGGCAAUCCGCUUUGCGGGAUGACGAGACGCACACAGAAUACGGAACAUUCUUAGAUGAAACGGUUUUCUCAACGAAGUUAGAAUAUGUGCAAAUCGAAGGAGACGAAAUCGAAGUCAAACCAACAUUCCGCCAAUCGCUCGUGCGAAGUCUGCAAGCAAAUCUUAGCAUGACCUUGGCAGUAUUUCUGCUUGCGGUAAUCGGAAUGACUGUAAUAUAUUUUGAUCUCAGGACUUGUGAUUUGUGUUACGAAUGGAGAAAUCAUAACAAUACCAUACCGUUCCCCGUUAUGCGGUUUAAGCUAAUCGGUGAUUGCAUCGAGGGGAUUUUGUUGAAUCUUUGGUUUCCUGCAAGUUUGGUGAUUUUGUUUGGCUGGAGUGAUUUCAAACGGCAUUAUGCUUCGACUGCCUAUGUGGGUUUUGUAAUUGGUUUAAUGGCGACAUUGUAUUUGACAUUUCUAUUACUGUUUGGUGUUUAUGAUACAAAAGUUGUAUAUCGUGUGCCAGGCAACGUGUUGUUCGCGACCGGUCUAAUAGUGGGCAGUCUGCGUGUUGUCCGUAAGGUGCGCGAAAUCCAUCCGAGCGUUUCGUAUUCCGACGUUCAAAUCAUGACAGUCGUUUCGGUGGAGUUCCUCACCUCGUUUUUGAUAGCGAUGUAUUACCGAUAUGCUGCCGUCUCGUGGUUCAACGCCUUGAACAAUGAAACGUAUAAAUUUAUCGUAGCGACGUUAACCCCACUGCUUGCAUUGCUUCCGACCGCCAUCUGCAAACACAUGGCUCUGUGGCGCAGCUCGGAAAUUAUUGAGCCACAGCGAAGCUUUGUUCUUGUGUACUUUAUGCGCGGAGCGAGUAUAACACUGUAUCGUGUCAUGCAGGCUGACUUUAAGAGUGUAUGGCUGUUUAUCGGACUGUCGUUGUUCUCCGGCUUCUCGUAUGUGUUUAAAACCGCAACGUUGAGCUUACGGAAUAAAAUAUGGGCGCGUGUGAUUAAACUAUUGAGAAAUACCUGUUGUUCAAGACUACGCCAACUGCCUAUCAAUACUCCCCACUCCAGAAGACUCAAAGCUGAUUCUGAGAUUCAGAACAUACUCUUUGAAAACAAUACUUUAAUAAUCAGUCAAGCGUAUUUGGUCCUAUAUAUGAUUACAAGUUUUGAACUUUCAGAUUGGGCUGUGAUAAAGGAAUCGCUGAUCAGGCUUGCGAUUGGAUUGGCCAUCGAAUUUUUUUUCCAUACUUUGUCCAUCUUUUUUCACAUUCAUUGGUACAACAUUCCAAUUCCACGAGUAUGGUCGCAAUGUUGGCGACGACAUGUUUUUGCAAACGCAGUUAUUCUUGUGGUGAUCGUGUGCUAUUUUACCGGCGUUCUUCUAAGCGUGUUCCAGGUUCGAAUGUCCGAAAGCUCAGAGGUGUAUAUAAUCAGAAAUUGUACCCUCCCUUAUGAAAACUGGCGGUAA